Molecule: messenger RNA, 1884 nt
Organism: Hyaena hyaena (striped hyena)
Lineage: Eukaryota; Metazoa; Chordata; Mammalia; Carnivora; Hyaenidae
Gene: PSORS1C2
Product: psoriasis susceptibility 1 candidate 2
Exons: 2
Coding region: 1071-1481 (136 amino acids)
Source: RefSeq, a predicted model, not a curated record
GAAGUGACACCGCUGUCCCUCACUAGGAGGGAGCAGACCAGGUGGGGAACAGCCUGGGGAGGAAGGGUGUCCUGUUUGGAAGGCAUUACUUAUGAGGCUCACUAGACCUUUUGUCCAGAGGAGACUUUCCUGAGGAAGAGGUUCUAAGGGUCUCCGAGAGACUGAGACAAGACUUGGACCAAGGCCUAAAGGUCCCAGGCAGUGGAGCCCACAGAGAGCUGGCACCAAGGACCAGGGCAGCAAUCAGAGGGGCCGGUGAGCAAGGUUCUGGAGGAAGGAGGAAGAGGCUGAGAUGACGGGAAGCGGAGGCAGGUCCCUCCGAAGCCUCUGAGCUGUGACUGACGAAGCCUGCUCUGGGGUGGGGAGAAGGAGUCAGAACGUCCUCAUACUUCCUCACCUGCCGUCACCCCAGGUGGCUCCUGGACAAAAUUCUUUGGAUGUCACUGCUUGGGAGGCCCCCUGAGUGUCUGAUGAAGGCACAUGCUGGAAAGCAGUCUGGAGGGGAGUGGAAAUUCCAAGGGUAAAACUGAGUCCCAAGGGGGAGGGUCGGGGUGCUGGCUGAGACCAUCCCAGCUGCAUCUUGUGUGUUUAAACAGGAGCAACUCUCCCUGCUCCUGCCCAGGCUUCCUACCUCCCAGGCCCUGUAAUUAGACUGCUUCCCCACGCAAGGCUUGCUCCCAUUCCUUGGCUUCCAAUGGCUUCAAGGGAUGAAAGGUGGAAGUCCCUGUGAUUAUGGAGAUGAGAGCUGGGUAUUGAUUGCUUCAGGGUGUGUAAGGAGGAGGAUGUGAAAACAAGGGUGGGGUGACCAAAGUCUAGGUCAUUGAUAGAGCUGGGCGGCUGGCUCCCAAAAUUGGGGGGACUAAAAUGAGGGACGCCACCGUCAGGUUACACAUCAGCCAUGGCCUUCCAAACAGGUUUGUCCAGUUAGGUUCUGAUGGAUUCCUUGUGUCCCUGGGCUGGCCCUCCCCAGAGAUUGGACGCCUCCUCUCCCUCCUCCCCUAUAAAGUCUCUUGGGGUUCCCAGGCACCUAGACUCAGCCCACCCCCAACUUUGGGGGCCAGGACACAGCCAUGAAGUUCAACUGGAAGCUCCUGGGGAUCCUGGUCCUUUACCUGUAUGCCGUAGGCAUCUCGGGCAGCGGAGACCACCCCUCUCACCCACCCACAGAGGCUGGAGAGGAGGAUGGGUCCCCAAUAUUGCCUCAGGGCCCCCCAAUCCCUGGUGAUCCUUGGCCAGGGGCACCCCCUCUCUUUGAGGACCCUCCACCUCCAGGCUCCAGUCGUUCCUGGAGAGACCUGCCAGAACCUGGAGUCUGGCCUCCUGAGCCCCCAAGAACUGAUCCCCCUCAACCUCCCCGGCCUGAUGAUCCCUGGCCAGCAGGACCCCAGCCUCCAGAAAACCCCUGGCCACCUGCUCCUGAAGUGGACCAUGGAUCUCAAGAGGAGCCAGACCUUGACCCACCCCGGGAAGAAUACAGAUAGAGGGAUCCCCCAGAGGCAUCUCAGUGCCCCCAAGCCCAUCUGAACCCUUCUGAUUUCCCUUCAAUUCUCCCCAAUUUAUCCUCAAUUUCCUUCUUCAUUCUUUCAAUUAAUUCUGAAUUCUGAAGGUGUCGUUCUCAGUAUUUCCUGUCCACUCUUCAGUUCACCCAUAUUUCCCCACCUGUUUUCUCUGACAGCUGAAGCAUACACCCCUACCUCAUGUCCAGUCCUUUACCCACUACCUGCUUCCCAACCUCUUUCCCACUCCUGGGGCUCCCCCUGACCCCCCAGGGCUGGUGGCACUGUAUUCUUUGCUGACUCCUGGUGGCCUACAGCUGCAAACUAUCUGGAGACCAAAUGACGGCUCUUCCGUGAAAUGGAAAAAUAAAAAACCAUGUUUUCCUCA